Messenger RNA from Cylindrotheca closterium, 1818 nucleotides. Lineage: Eukaryota; Bacillariophyta; Bacillariophyceae; Bacillariales; Bacillariaceae. The record is from the annotation of a GenBank genome assembly.
AUGAUUGCCUUGUUCAAUAUCGCUAAUGAGCCGACAGAAUUGGUUGUGUUUUUUGACGAAGCACACUACCUGCUUGAUGAGGGCAAGUAUACAAAGGAAAAGGGAAAUGGAAAGGGAAAGGAAACGACAACAAUGGACGCAAUGCUCUUGCGUAUCGUUCGCCUAUGGAUUCGCAAGAAGCGGGGGAAUUUGCAAAUCGUUGCUGUAUUCACCGGGACGACUGCAAAAUUAACCAACUUCAUCAUUGAUGACGACAUUACAAACAAGACGGACACCGAUACUCGUGAGUACACGUCACCCAAACUUGAAUUCUACAUGAGGGGUGAGAAAACGUCCUACACACCAUUUUACACUACCACUACGAUUGGGUGCCUCCGAUUUGUCAAAAUGGAUGAUUCAUCAUCAAAUAAGAGCGAAUACAGCGUCGCCGUUCCUCGCGGGCGGCCUCUUUUUGCUGCCAUGUCCGAACAAGAACUGAAAGCUGGCGAGUCAAUCAUUGUUCAACGUAUUGUUCAAGAUGCUUCACCAAGCGCAUUCAAAAAUACAGCAACGACCUGGCUCAGUGUCCCUGCUACAGUCGACGGCAAUGACAAGCAAACUGCCAAAAUUUGUUUCCCACCAGAUCCUGUUUGUGCGCGGUUGGCAAUGUGUCUCAUGGAUGAUAGUUGGUCCAUGGCUCUUUCAAAAGACAGGACUCUGAAUGGAAGACCAAAAGCAUGGUGGGUACAGAAGAUGAAGGACCUAUUUUCAGGCCAUUUUUGUUCACCGGAAAAGGGAGACUUUGGGGAAGUCAUGGUGGCUUUGUAUUUUUUGUUCUGUGCCGAUAUUGUCCGAGGUAGCUUGAAGGACAAUAAGGACUACACUACUUUCUCAGUACCACUAAAUGAUUGGAUCAAAUGUCUAAUCAAUGAGGGUCGUAGUGGUGAUGAUGGUGACGACGGUGACGACAUGAUGACUCAAAAUAACGAUUGCCAGGUCCAUUUCAGUGCAAUCCAAGUCUGUCGUAAUUAUGCCCGUGCGUAUGAUGACUUGUGGUCUUUACUUCAGAAUGAAGUGUUCUUGGAAAACAUGUACAAAACGGGUGUGGGAUUUUAUGUGUUUGCAGGUUGCAGUGUCAUUGAUGUUGUAUUUGCAUUGCGAAUAUCAGUGGCAGCACCAAGAAAAGACGACGUCACCGCCACUCGCUCAUCCUCAUCAAAAAAGUACCAAUACGUUCCGAUGUUUGUGUCCAUCAAGUCGCAAUCCAGUUUCUGUCCAAAAUCUGCAAGCAUCGAAUGUGACAAGAUGAAAGCAAAAUUUGAAGCGGUGGAAGGUGGUAGCGAGCUUGGUGCCCUUUGCCUCUUGGUAGUGUUUGGUUCAUCUGUCAAGUCAAAAGAUGGAGACUAUACUUUGAAACCAGAUUGCGUCAAGAAUCUUGAAGAGGGAAUGGCAGUAUCCAAAGUGCUGCGGAUACCAACCAAUGACAUAUUUGGAUUGACAGAAGCAUUCUGGGAGUUGACAGGAGUUCAAGAUGAAAUGUCAGAAGUUCUUGCUUCUCACAGCUUUUUGGGUGCCCAUCGAGAAGCUGAUAGCGAGACCACCACGAAUAACUUUACAGGGCAAGUCUUGCGACUCCGCCCAAAAUUAAAGACAAAAAAAGCAGCAGAAACGCAAGGCAUUGUAAGGAAAACAGAUGAAGUGACUGGCUAUUUGGACAAGUUGCUUGCAGGUCUAGAUGACAUCGUUAGAGGACAACCAUCAGAUGGAGAGAAAGAGAAGCAAAAGAAACGAAAGGCAACUGAAGGAAAGACAACCAAAAUACAAAAGCCUCGCAUCUGA